AUGAUUUUAUGGGGCCGAAGUGUCUCGUGGUUGAGACAGUUACAGUUCAGACAAAGUUUCUUUCUUGACCGACAACAGGAGGAAUUUGCAGAGGUCAUGAGAUGGAGGAAUUUUGACUCCAUGUUUUUGACUCAUCUGUCCAGCAGGCCGGCCGUCGCCAUGGACUACGCUCCACGCAGGCCCUGUAAGCUCGGCGGAGCUCCUGUUGCUGGAGGCUUUUCCUCGGGCCUCUGCUCCUCUGAUGUCCGGGCCGUGUGUUUGACAAACAGGUGUGAAGGUUCGGGAGUCCAGCUGACACCUGAGAUGAUCAGAGCAGAGUUCCUGUCAGGAAAAGCUCCGUUCUGCAACAGCAACUUAACACCCAGAGAGCCGGCGCUGCCCGGCAGGUCUGAGACCAGCCGGAUGGGGGAGAGAGUGGCCAGCAGGCUGGAGCAGCUUGGAGUCUGUGGCAGCGUGUCGCCUCCAGGAGAGAGCUGUGAAUAG
Molecule: messenger RNA, 483 nt
Organism: Menidia menidia (Atlantic silverside)
Lineage: Eukaryota; Metazoa; Chordata; Actinopteri; Atheriniformes; Atherinopsidae
Source: the annotation of a GenBank genome assembly